Molecule: messenger RNA, 1514 nt
Organism: Piliocolobus tephrosceles (Ugandan red Colobus)
Lineage: Eukaryota; Metazoa; Chordata; Mammalia; Primates; Cercopithecidae
Gene: DUT
Product: deoxyuridine triphosphatase
Biological process (GO): dUMP biosynthetic process; dUTP catabolic process
Molecular function (GO): dUTP diphosphatase activity; magnesium ion binding
Source: RefSeq, a predicted model, not a curated record
CAGGGCCCGGGCCUGGUGGACUCUCGGAAAAAUGAGGGCCAGAGCAAACAAGAAGAGCGAGGGCAAGAGGCGUAGGCACCCGGAGGCGGCAGCAAGACUCAGGACGCCAAGGGCACCGUCUUCCUGGUGCCCCAGGGCCUGCGCCGCCUCUCCACGCCCCUCGCACGGCGGCGACUGCUUCCGAGGUCAUGUUUCCGGGACGCGCGCGUCUUCAGGGUGGAAGCCUGGCGCACGUCCGGAGGUGCCGAGAAGCCAACCAGCCCAAACUCUGGGGGAAAUGACUCUCCUCUGCCCUCGCCCCGCGCUCUGCUACCAUUUUUUUCCGUCUCUGCUUCGCUCAGCGAUGCAAAACGCGCGAGGCACGGCAAAGGGCCGAGGCCGCGGGACUCUGCGGGCCAGGCCCGCCCCUCGGCCCGCAGCGCAGCACUGGACGCCCUGGCCGCUGUCCAGCACUGGCAGUCUGAGCCGAGGCUGUCGCGGAGCCAGUACAGCCGGGGCCGCGGGCUGGAAGGGCGAGCUUCCUAAGCCGGGGGAAUGCCCGGCGCCCGGGCAGGAGACACCCGCUAUUUCACCCAGUAAGCGGCCCCGGCCUGCGGAGGAGGGCGGCAUGCAGCUCCGCUUUGCCCGGCUCUCCGAGCACGCCACGGCCCCCACCCGGGGCUCCCCGCGGGCUGCGGGCUACGACCUGUACAGUGCCUAUGAUUACACAAUACCACCUAUGGAGAAAGCUCUUGUGAAAACGGACAUUCAGAUAGCGCUCCCUUCUGGGUGUUAUGGAAGAGUAGCUCCACGGUCAGGCUUGGCUGCAAAACACUUUAUUGAUGUAGGAGCUGGUGUCAUAGAUGAAGAUUAUAGAGGAAAUGUUGGUGUUGUACUGUUUAAUUUUGGCAAAGAAAAGUUUGAAGUCAAAAAGGGUGAUCGAAUUGCACAGCUCAUUUGCGAACGGAUUUUUUAUCCAGAAAUAGAAGAAGUUCAAGCUUUGGAUGACACUGAAAGGGGUUCAGGUGGUUUUGGUUCCACUGGAAAGAAUUAAAAUUUAUGCCAAGAACAGAAAACGAGAAGUCAUACCUUUUUCUUAAAAAAAAAGUUUUUGCUUAAAGUGUUUUGGUGUUUUGCACUUCUGUAAAUUUACUAGCUUCACCUUGGAAAAGUACUGCAUUUUUUACUUUUUUUUUUUUUUUUUUGAUGGUCAAGGAAGAGAUCAUAAAAAAAACACAAAGCUUUUUGUGUUUGGAUCAAAAAGAAACUUUGUUUUUCUGCAAUUGAUGGUUGUAUGUAAAUCUGCUUUGUGGUGACCUGAUGUAAAGUGUCUUCUUAAAAUCAAAUGUACAUCAAUUACAGAUUAAAAGAAAAAUUGUAUUUAACUCAAAUGAUCCUCCCCCUUCAGCAACUUAUUUUGCUUUAAUUCCUUUAAAUCUUAAGCAGUAUUUUGUAUUCAGUAAACUUAAAUUCUUAUACAAGGUACAAAAUCUUGCAUAAGCUGAACUAAAAGAAAAUGAAAAGGAGAGAUUAAA